AUGACAUCAGGCCUCAAUCGAACACCCAGCACGAGAAUAUCCACUGACGGUGAUGGCAACACUGUACCUUCCACUGACGAUGCUGUCAACACUGUACAUUCCACUGACGAUGCUGUCAACACUGUACCUUCCACUGACGAUGCUGUCAACACUGUACAUUCCACUGACGAUGCUGGCAACACUGUACAUUCCACUGACGAUGCUGGCAACACUGUACCUUCCACUGACGAUGCUGGCAACACUGUACCUUCCACUGACGAUGCGGGCAACACUGUACAUUCCACUGACGAUGCUGGCAACACUAUAUCCUUCACUGAUAAGUCAGUAAACACUAUAUUCUUCACUGGCAAGGCAGUAAAUACUAUAUACAUCACUGACAGGGCAGUAAGCACUAUAUUCUUCACUGACAAGGCAUUAAGCACUAUAUUCUUCACUGACAAGGCAUUAAGCACUAUAUUCUUCACUGACAGGGCAGUAAGCACUAUAUUCUUCACUGACAAGGCAUUAAGCACUAUAUUCUUCACUGACAAGGCAUUAAGCACUAUAUUCUUCACUGGCAAGGCAUUAAGCACUAUAUUCUUCACUGACAAGGCAGUAAGCACUAUAUUCUUCACUGGCAAGGCAGUAAAUACUAUAUACAUUACUGACAAGGCAGUAAGCACUAUAUUCUUCACUGACAAGGCAGUAAACACUUUAUACUUCACUGACAAGGCAGCAAGCACUAUAUUCUUCACUGACAAGGCCAUAAACAUUAGAUUCUUCACUGGCAAUUAA
Messenger RNA from Hyalella azteca, 774 nucleotides. RefSeq lists its product as uncharacterized. NCBI's taxonomy places the organism in Eukaryota, Metazoa, Arthropoda, Malacostraca, Amphipoda, Hyalellidae. The record is from RefSeq and is a predicted model, not a curated record. Bases 1 to 774 code for a protein of 257 amino acids. The transcript has 2 exons.